Misgurnus anguillicaudatus (oriental weatherfish) is the source of this 1246-nucleotide messenger RNA. RefSeq names its product osteoclast stimulating factor 1 (gene ostf1). Gene Ontology annotation, molecular function: protein binding. NCBI's taxonomy places the organism in Eukaryota, Metazoa, Chordata, Actinopteri, Cypriniformes, Cobitidae. Gene Ontology annotation, biological process: signal transduction. The record is from RefSeq and is a predicted model, not a curated record.
AGCUCAGAGUUGCGCAUGCGCAGUGCGUCUGUUCCGCAUUGGGUUCCAUCACGCUUCCUCAUUGACAGCGCCUAAAGGAAGAAAACAGCGAUCCUGCGCGUUUUUUGCACUCUAUCAGUAUUUAUACCGACUUUAUAUUUUGGUAACAUCUUAAAAACUAGAAAGUCUUUUUUACACGACUUUAUAAAGUUCAGAAAUGUCAAAGCCUCCACCCAAACCAGCAAAACCAGGUCAGGUUAAAGUGUACAGGGCUUUAUUCACCUUCGAUCCAAGAACGCCAGAUGAGCUGUACUUUGAGGAAGGAGAUAUUUUAUACAUCUCAGAUACGAGUGACAGUAACUGGUGGAAGGGGACGUGCCGGGGAAGGAAUGGUCUUAUUCCCAGUAAUUACGUUGCUGAACAAGCAGAAUCCAUAGACAACCCCAUGCAUGAGGCAGCUAAGCGAGGUAACUUGAGCUGGCUAAGAGAGUGUUUGGAUAACAAGGUAGGAAUUAAUGGACUGGACAAAGCCGGAAACACAGCUCUCUACUGGGCCUGCCACGGAGGACACAAAGAUGUGGUGGAGAUUUUGCUAAGUCAGCCAAACUGUGAGCUUAAUCAGCAGAAUAAGCUGGGAGACACGGCUCUACACGCAGGUGCCUGGAAAGGUUACGCAGACAUAGUUGAGAUGUUGCUCAAUAAAGAUGCCAGGACAGAUAUUUUGAAUAAUGAGAAGAAGACCGCUCUGGAUAUGGCCACCAAUGCUCAGUGUGCCUCACUACUAAAGAGGAAAGUAGGAGGAGUAAUUCUGAGGACUCAAAGUAACGCUGAGGAAUAUCUCGAUGAUGACGACUCGGACUAAAGCAACAGCCGCGUCAUUGAAGUCCAUUCAUUCCUACAUCUGUAACACCAAACAUCACAAUCUGUAUAUAGAUGAGAUUAAUUUCUCUGAAUAUGAGAGCCGGUCACUAUUGACUGAUUGUCUAAAGCUUUGAAAAUUUCUGCUUUUUCAUUCCAGUUCAUUGUAAAAGUAUUGCAAGAUUUGCUAAUGAUUGGCAAUGAGAAGUUGCCUCGCUCUGAACUGUAUUUAUUCUCUUAAAACGGUUUUAUUUUCAUUUUAAGUGCCUUUUUUAUAUAGGGAGCUUUUUCUUCAGUUAGUUUUAUGCGUGUGCGUGUGUGUAUGCGUGUGUAUCAUGAAUGCUUUCUGAAUUACAUGUAAAUCUAACAUGUUAAAACUAUGCAAAUAAAUCCAUUGGCUUUCCUUGCA